Messenger RNA from Formica exsecta, 10044 nucleotides. It is a transcript of the gene MED1, whose product is annotated as mediator of RNA polymerase II transcription subunit 1. Gene Ontology annotation, molecular function: transcription coregulator activity. The record is from RefSeq and is a predicted model, not a curated record. Gene Ontology annotation, biological process: regulation of transcription by RNA polymerase II. Gene Ontology annotation, cellular component: mediator complex; membrane. The transcript is spliced from 14 exons. The coding region runs from base 793 to 9663 and encodes 2956 amino acids. NCBI's taxonomy places the organism in Eukaryota, Metazoa, Arthropoda, Insecta, Hymenoptera, Formicidae.
GUUCGGAUCAUUACAAGGACGAUGACAGAGACAAUAAUGACUCUCGCGACGGAUAGCGCGUACAGUUUUUAUACGCAUACAACGUCUAGUCAUUGAGGCUCGCCAUGUUUUUCGGUCCCUCGCCGAAAACCAAUGCCGUCUCGUUGACCCGCCUCAUCGUAAAAUCAACGACGUACGGUUGUCGAACUCGUCUGCUGCGGCUCCCCCGAGGACUCGAGGCCUCGCGGCCCUCCAGGCCCUCCGACAGGAACACUCUCGUGCCCCGUGCCCUUCGACUGAACCACACUUUCGACAGGCGCUACGCACGUCGUUACACUUGGGGUGCCGGGCCCCCCGUGGGGUACCCCGAGGUAUUCCGACGUCGCUCUACGUCCCUGUCACGUUUCAGGUUGGCCAACCUUGAAACAAGCACGAUGGUACGAGCCAAUCAGAGUUCGGUGUCUCGCGCAUGCGCCGCGUCAGCGAAACGUUCGUUCGGGGCCCCACAUAGCGUAGUUUUAAAAAUUAAUCGAGUUUUUCUUUUCACCUUCCGCGCAAAAUUGAAGCAGUAGAUGAAAAAAUAAUAUCGCUACAUUAUCAUGUAUUCGUUUUGAUUGAUCUCGAUCGAUUCGACGCGUUCUUUCCAUCGAGACUCUCGCGUUUCGCGCGUACAUCGCUGUCGCGCAUGCGCGGGGAAAGCGGUGCUCGAAUCGGGCGCGAAUUGGAGAUUCGAGCGCGCCCCGAUAUCGCGAGAGUGGCCGGCGUCCGGCGUCCGGCGUCGCGCCGGGUGACGAAUGACGAGGAUGCGGGAAGAUGGCGGCGGCGGAGUCGAACAGGGCGAGAUGCGUCAACGUUCCGUGCGGCGAGGACGUGACGACGACGACGACGACGACGAUGGAGAAGACGGACGCGACUGCGCCGCGACGGCGGCUCGAGCGUUACCGAUUCCGCAUCGUCGACCUGCUGUACUACGCGCUUUCGGUCAGUUUCUUUUUCGCGGACGUAGCAACAGACAGCAUUGUAUGUGUGGAAUACCUUUUGCAAGGCCGCUCAGCGUGGGGAUGCUUUGCAAUGGGUUUCACCAUCUUACCCGCUUGUGUUACUCAACUAUUUAGUUUGAGAUGGCAUCGCAGCGACGGUUCUCUGCGGACUGUUCACUGGUUAUUGCACUUCUUGCUACUCGGCUUUUUGCACAGGUACUUGACGUUGCUUUACACUGCAAUGCACUCUUUGAGAAAUAAGUCGAGCUUCAGCAGAGACAAGGAUUGGGUGUAUCGACAAGAAAGCGAUAUAUGUAUGUUGCAUUUGUUUGAAUCAUUUAUGGGAGCUACGCCACAGUUGAUACUACAGUUGUACAUUAUUGCAACAUUAUAUCACGCUCCAUUUUGGACGAGCGCGUCGGCUAUAGCUUCCUUCUGUUCCUUGAUAUGGGCCGUGAGUACGUACAUUAGGGCCAUGCACAAUAUCAAUCGCGAUCGCAGCAGCGUGACCUGGGUCGCUCUCGUCCUUCAGGCUCUGUGGCGCGGCGGUAUGUUGCUGUCCAGAAUCGGGGUUCUUGUGUUAGCCGCUGUUUUCCUGAGAGCAUGGUUCUUUUUGUUUCUGGGUCUGCAUUGGCUGUUUAUGACGAUCUGGGUGAUUCUACAGAAAACGGAGUUCUGUCCAACCGUGUGGGAGGAGCGCAUCUACAACUGCAUCAUCGGUCUGAUCUACUGCUUCGAUUUUUUCAAUUUGCGCGAGGGCAGAUCGCGUUAUCGCGUACUCGUCUUUUAUACGGUGAUCGUGGCACAGAACCUGAUCCUCCUCACUAUGUACGCGUUGCAUUUUAAGGACACGAUUGCGAGUGAUACAAUAAUUGCGAUAGCGUCCGCGAUAAUCGGCGGUAUGCUCGUCGGUUUGAUGAGCAUGUCGUUGUACUACGGCAAGUUUCAUCCUUCGAGGAUGAUGAUAAGGAGCGGCGUUUCCCGGAAUAUCAACGAGCACUCGCACACUACGAAUACUGCCAAAACCGAAACUCCCAGCAAAUCCUUCAAAUUGUUCCAUCGCGGUUCCCUAGUGUCAUUGCACCACUCCAUCGACAUAUCGCCGAGGACCGAGGAGGGGGAGGUGGCUACCGACAAGCAGUCUCUGCUGACGAAUAUUGCGCAAAUUUCCGAUUGCGCGGAGGAGGGCAUCGUGAAUCGCAACUACAGCUCGGAGAACGAGUCCAAUGCGAGUGUCGUGCGCGUUUCCACCGAGUGCGAGAGGCCGCACAGUCGCAUCGGCGGCAAACACAAGGAGGAGAUUGCGUCGAAUGAUAAUCCGGACAACGCGCGCACCGGCAGCCCGGCGCCCCUAUAUCCGGGCUUGCUCGAUAUCGACUCGUCCCGUAAACGUCACGGCAUUUACGAACACGAUAUCACGCCGCAAUUGGACUGGCGCGCGCCGGAUAUAUUGAGCAUUGACUUGCUCAAUCAGCUUGGCAAGCUCAAUAACUCUGAGUUGAACGAUUCUCUCUCGUUCAAUUCCUGCUCCAGCAAGAUGAUCGGUGCAUUGGACGUUAUCAAGAACAGGGGAAAAUUGACGACCCCGACGCCGUUAGAGAGCGGCAGGAUAUUCGAUAUAGAAAAGCAACAACGGGACGAGACGAUGAGCUGUGUGACGUCGAUCCAUGACUACGAGAACGUAUGUCCACUGGGAAUCGCCAGACCGCCAUGGUGCAUCCGCAGCUGGAAAGGCUACACGGACAUCGAGACGUACAUCCACGACGACAGCGUGGUACGUGAUCGACGGCGUGAUACUUUGACGAGUACAACCGGCACGACAUACAGCUCGGAAUAUUCCGACGGCAUGAUUUCGCGAGGGACAUUAAAGCAGGACGAUUAUGCGGACGCCCUGACUUACGAUCUGGUAGAAUCUAAGGAAGAAUCUAAAUCGUCUUACGGCGACAACGCGUUCUCCGUAUCCACUGUGGAUGAUCGGAACGCCAGUCUGUACGUCGCCAAGCCGGUAGUGAUCGAUGAUCGGGGCGGCAUGCUCGCGCUGGACACAAUAUUGGAAGAGCACGACGAUUCGUCGGACGAAAAGUUUCCGCACGGAAUAGAACCAUCGCGUGAUUCUGCGAGCACCCUCGUAAGUACGAUAGACCAAAUCAGGCGGUAUACGGGGGAGAACUCGCCGCGACACGUCUAUCACAUUACCGAGACUCAGUGGGAGGAUCUGAAUCCUAAAAACUUGAUGGCGCGAGCGCGCUUCGCCCAAGUGCUGUUCGACAACGAUCUCAAGAAUACGUCAACGACAGUCGGUCCGGUCGAUCUAACUGCGCGAGACGUCGAGAAACGCGAGAUAGACGCGAUCAGAGAGUUUGUCCGAUGCUGCGCGAUAGAAUCCAUCAAGAAGACGCCCUUGAUAGACGCUAUUCUGUCGGAUUCGCCGGUUCUCGGCAGCAGAGCAAGCAAGCUAGUGCGGCAAGUCACGUUCGCGGAUCGUAAGGACGAUUUCGACACGAACGAGAGCGAUUUGUAUGUCGAGAUGAAUCCCCUGGUGUCCGUCGAAAACGGCGAGAAUUCUUGCCAGACCCGGCUCGCUGAGGAGAAAACUACAGAGACGGAAAUUUCCGCCAAGAGAAACAGUCUUCCUACAAGAUCGGAGAAAUCGCCGGAUAAGGAGAAUCUGGCGCCGAUCACGUCGAACAACAAUAUCAGGCGAAUCAACAAUAUGAUGUACGAUAACAGUGAUAGUCAUGACAGACGUGCUUGGACCAUAGAAAGAGACGAUAAGAACGACAGGUCGUUGUGCAGCGUGCGUUUUAAUCUCAAGGAGAAGAGACAUUUAUUUCUGGAACAGGUCCUCUCACCGGUUCCGAAACUCUGGAACAAAGUGGGGCAACCCUCCACCGGAGGAACACCUGCCUCCUCCGACAAGGGUAAGGAAUGGCAAAUGGAGCUGCUGAUGGAGAAACUACGUUCCAAGGCCUCCACGUUUAAGCCUUUGGUAGAGACGGCCAAGAACAUGCGUAUGGCCAUGGAUAAGCGAUUCGUGAUUGACAGUGUGGAGAGGAAUCAGUUGCAGAAAUGUUUGGACACUCUACAACAUUCUAUCAAAGUCACUUCCUUUCAAUCCAUGGUAGAGCGUCUAGAAAGCUUAGCAAGACAAUUGGGAUUAAAGUUCAUGAUGUCUGGUCCUCCAGGCACAGAAAUAUUCAUAUCCUCCGACAUGUUUUUCUUGGAGGUUUUGUUGGAGCCAUCAGGACUCGUUAGGGAUGUCAAGAUCCAUCACGAGGGAAAAUUAUUUUUACAGAGCUGCGAAGCGCUCGCGUCGGCUUUAUCGCGUGGCGACUUUGUCGAUUUCACCACGCAACUGGAAGGAUUGGCGUCGAUAUAUCAGCUGAACGCCGACAAGAAAGUAAAGUGCAAGGCAUUCAGCGCUCUGCAAUCUCUCGAAGCUGAUCUAGGUGUUCUAGCGCAGUUGCAAACGUUUAUGAAGGAACCGUUCAACUUAGUUCACAAGAGUCCCGUUGGAAUUCUGGAAAGAAGGAGAGGCGGCCAUCCGAUGAAAUUGACGUAUUUUGUCUCUCCAUAUGAUUUGAUCGACGAAGAGAAUCGUACCUACGAUGCUUUGAAUCCCGAUGUCAUCGUUAAACGGAAAAUUGGUCACUCGGUGACCGUUUGUAUGGAAGGUUCGAUGGGUCAUAAGCUACCUACAUCCAGUAUCAUAACUGUAAAUAAAAGUCCCACGGGCAAGAGUACACCUUCAUACGCUUCGUUGACCAGCACAAAUUCCUCCAUGCUGCCUGCUUGCUUCGUGCUGAAACUCGGCAAAAAAAUGCCAAUCUGCAUGGAGCUGGUGAGGAGAAUACAGAAAGUCACAGAGCUUGAUUGCGGUGAUAUCUCCGCGCCACAUCCGAUGCUCAGUCUGAUAAUACAGCACGCAAGUGAUGGUCAACUGGACUGUCGCAAUAAUAAGGGUCUGUAUGUGACCUUACCGGAUCAGCAGCAUUGCUACUUCAUGACAGAGAACAAAAAUAUGGAAGGCGUGCUUGUGUGCAGCAUUCCGUUCACGCAUCCUGCGCACGUGCCGCAAAUUCUGGUAUAUCUGCGACAGCAGGCGCUGUUCAAUUGCCUGAUCGCGAGCUGCGUACGACCUAUGGCACGCCAGGAUCCCGAACAUACAACCAUACUCGAAGUAAGCGCUCUUUCGUGGCAGCACAUUAGCGUGAGCGUGGAGCACCCGUACGAGGAAACGAUGGCUACCGCGGAGCUGGACUUGACAGAUAUAUCGGCGCUCAAGUGUCGGCUAUAUGGUGUAAGCAUGACAACGAACGCGGAACAAACGUCGGAUCUCAGCGGCAGGGUGCUACAACGCUGUCUCAGCAUACCGUUAACUAUGCGAACGUUGCUGAAGAUUUGGGAGGGUCGUUCCUUGCCCGUGGUAAUGAACAAUCUGACCGGUGGCAGCGGUAGCGGCAACGGAAGCUAUAAUCUCAAUCUAGGAUCCGGUGGUAAGGACCAAACCGGGCAAAAUGGCACUGCAUCCGGCAUGCCGGAUUUUACGAACGGCGAGACGAAGGUGAAGCAAGAGCCUGGCUUGAACAACGGUAGCAAUGGGUGUAUGGGUAGCAGACAAACUCAACAGCAACAGUUGUCGUCGCAUCAAUUACAGCAACAACAGCAACAGCCUUUUUUAGAUGCCGGAACGGAAAAUAGUAUCGGUUUUCCGUCGUAUUCCGGCCAAUCCGAUACGACGACGAUGACGCUAGGCGCUGGAACGAACAAUGCCACCGCUUCCAUGUUAAACCCGUUGCAGUUAGGCGCGCUGCUAGGACAAGCGAAGAACUCCCUAACGGGUAAUUCGAACUCGAACGAACGCGGUAAGAAGACGCGAAAAAGGAAGACCGGUACGGACGGUCUCUGGCGUAGUCCGAAGCGAAAGGGCGACGGAGGAAGCGGAGAUAGUGGCGUCGGCGCAGAAAUUUUACUGGAGAGCUCGAGUUCGGAGAACUCGACGCCGCUGGGAACUCCCACAGGCGGCAGGGAGAAUCUCACGUCGGAAACCAGAACAUCCACGCCGACUUCAGCUACUAGUUUGGCGAGCGGCAUGGAUUUCUCGAAUCUGGAUACUACCGAUAUAGUUGGUACCGAUAAAAGCGCCUCAGAUUAUGAUCUCGACAACUCGGAGAGAGACAGCGAGAUUCUGGAGGUGCAGCACAGUAGCGCAGAACAACAGCAGCAAGAGAUGGAAGAGUUAACAAAGACACGCGAGUCCUCGUCGACGCGCAAGUCGAAGAAGAGCCGAAGCAGUGGCGGUGGUGAGGAGAAGAAAUCGAGUCCGACGAGCAUAUUCGUUGACGAGACAUCAACGAAUACAAAUAAUAGCAACAAAGGUCUCCCGGUGCCACCAUCAGUAAGUAUCACUCCUAUCUCAUGCGGUAACCUGGAUCAAGCGAGCACUACCAACUAUAACUCCGUAUUGACGGGCAUGGGUUUGGAAAGGAGGCCCGGCAUUGAAAUUAUACCCAUCACCUCUUCGCCAUCGCAGACCAGUCUACCAAGUUCGAUUACCAUCACACCGAUUGCCGGGCCGGCGCCCUCGCCGAAGAACGCGACGGAAGAACGUCAGCGAAGCGAACGGAAAAGCGGCGGGAAGAGCAGCGGUAGCGGUGGCAGCGGCAAGAGCAGCUCCGAAGAUAAUAACAAGAGCAGCGGAAACAAGUUGGAGAAGCGGCGGAAACGCAAACGGGAGGACAGCCCGAUGGGUCCGCCGGACAAAGUGCCAUCGGGUGGCAAGCAGCAGCAGGAUCCGCUUUCGAAACCGGUAUCAGUGACCAUCAAACCGAGCACCGAGCAAUCACCGCCUAGCAGUGGCGGUCUGAGCUGCCCAUCAUCGCGACCCACCUCACCCGCGGCGGUGAGAAAGUUCAGCCCGUCGCCGACGCAUCCGAGCUCGCUAGCCACGCUCGUAGGUAAAUCCAGUCCUACCUUGAAGGCAGGUCAAUCGGCGGCAGGUGUGGCGGCCUGCGGCAAAUCAGUGCAGAGCCCGAAACAUUCGCCCAUCUACAGCAGCAGUCCGAAGCACAAUACAUCGAACGUGGUACCGGUGGUACCUAUGUCGGUUCCAAUGUCGCUGUCCGUGUCCACGAUACCCAACACAGUGCCAUCCGUCGCGGUGUCUGUGCCGGUACCGGCAAAUGCCAGCCCGAAACACGGCAGCAUCUCGUCUCCGAAACAUGGAAGUUCAGCCGCUAGCAGUGGCAAACCUAGUAUGUCCGCCCUGAAGUCGGCGGCAAACUCGCCGUCCGGUAAAAGCGGCGGAUCCUCCGACGCGACGACGACUCCGUCCAAGAUCAAGUCCUCUUCCUCCUCCUCUUCGUCCUCCGGCAAGGAUUCCUCUAGUCGCGGAGACAAGGAGAGACGAGCGUCGUCCGUCGGCUCGUCUAGUAGCUCGGCUAGUGGCCAUCAGAGUCCCAAGACCAAAUCGUCAUCAUCCAGCGCGAAGCUAAAGCAACUGGAGAUGAUUCCACCGAGUGAAGCCGCCCAGGUUUCUUCUCUGCCGUCCGCUGGCAAUAGCGGUGGCAACACUCCGCCUUCCGGGCAGGCCGAUGCGGCGAGUAAAUCCGCGAUCGCGGCCCAGCAGGCGCGGAAUCGCAAAAGCUCCCUCAAUGCCGUGAUCGAUAAAUUGAAAAACGCGCAGCACUGCACCGAGCCCGACGGCUGUGGUAACGGUGGCAGUAACGCAAAGAGCAGCGCAUCCACCAAUCUUGGCGGUAGCGGUAGUGGGGGAAUGAGCGGACAGAAGGAGAAGAAUAUCAGCGGCGGCUGUUCAUCGAGCGGCAACAAGACUGUCAUUGAGGGAGGAAAGUCUUCUUGCGUCGCCAAAAAUUCGUCCGCGGAUACGAAGAAUCCCGCGUCCGAAUAUAUGGUGAAACACAGCUCGGACGGCAUCAAGAUCACUAUUAACAAAACCCGCACCAAAGACUCCAAGCAGUCGGCCGCUAAUCAGAAGCUAUCAUCGUCAUCAUCAUCAUCCUCGUCGGGUACGAUGACAGCUGCGACCUCAUCUUCGGGCACUUCGUCGUCGUCGUCCAUGUCUUCCUCGUCAUCGCUGUCGUCGUCCGGUAAUGUCGUCGGUGGCAGCAACGGUUCGCCGAAGACGCACACGGGUCUCAAGCCCGGCGUAAACUCUGGACCGGCAUCGAAAAAGCCGCAAACAUUGCAGACUCCGCAGAAGUUGCUGUCCACGAAGAUGAUGUUGGCUACCGGCAGUUUGAAAUCGACCACUUCGAGCGUGAUGAACGCCAGCGGUGGCGCGAGUAUGGCGGGCGUAACCGCGUCCGGAGGAAACCCUCUGUCGAAAAGCAGUUUGUCCUCCAAGACUACCGGUUCGCCGAAGACGAGUAGCUCCGUGGCGACUGAUCUGAGCCGCGGUCGCGACAAAGCCAGGAUUCCUAAAUCUGGCGAUAAGGGAGUAUUCACGUCGAAAAGCCUCGGCGACGCAAGGAAGUCGAGCCCGUCUGCUCUGCGCGAGGAGAGCGACAGCGAGCGCGCGUUUAAGUUGCUGGCCGCGCACGCGUCCAGCCUGCCGCCGAGUUUGCCGCCACAGUUAGUGAUGGAGGGUCUGAUGAAGCAGCUGGACACUAAGUUUCAGAUACCGAAGCUGUCGGCUCGCGCAAACAUCGCGGAUGCCGCCGACAAGAGCAAGUCGUCGGAUAAACUGCCGAUGCUGCCCGAUUCCGCCAAACAGACCCUCGACGGUCUGAAACAGGAAUCGGGCAAGUUAACCGGUCUGUCCAACGUUCCCACGUCGAAAUCGUCGUUACCGGACGACCAAUCGAGACGGGACCAUCCGCAGACAAAGCCGGACAAUCUGUCGAUCGGCACCACCGCCUCCGGCGCAAUGUCCCUAAAUCUUAUCGGAGAAAACGCCGGCGGUCUCAUGCUACCCCCGCAAACAACCGUCGAUUCGGACAUACCUACGAAUCUGUGCAUUCAACCAAUGGUGGACAACGAGUCGUCCCGCAACGACUCCUGCAAGGAACUCGGAAUGAGGCAGACGUCGACCGGCCAGCAGUACCAUCUCGGCAAGAUCGACGACACGAGCGGCAGCGGGGGUGGAAUUCUAUCCAAGAGUAACAUCCCCGAUCAAUUGGCGUCGUCCACGAAGUCUUACACGCCGAGUUCCAGCGUCUCGACGGCCUCGUCGAGCGGCAGUUCCAUCGUCGCCGAGAGUUUGAAUCUGAGUACCAAGUCGUUCGAGCAGACGACUCUGCAAGUUAAAUACAACAAGAUUGCCGCCGAGGAAAAGAAACCGCAGCAGACGGUGUGCGGCGCGUCGUCCUCGUCCGUCUCGACAUCGUCGAUCUUUUCGUCGUUAAGCGGCGUCGCGACCACCUCCGACGAUAAUCCCAGCGUCGUCAUGACGUCAUCCGACGGCAACGGCGAACAAGAGGCGACGGCGGCAGCCGCAGAGAUGCUGCUGGACUUUUCCGCGGCGAGCAAGGACCCGAUGACCAAGGGUGGCCACGGCAUCCCGUCGACCUUGGCUCAUCUGACGACGAUACCGGAGCGGGCGAUUCCAUCCGUCAGUGUGCACAUCGUCAAGAGCCCGGCUCCGAGUCCCCGCGUCAUUCCACCUUCUCCUCAUUCCUCCGCAUCACCCUGUAUCACCGAUGACGAGCUCAUGGACGAGGCGCUGGUCGGUAUGGGCAAAUGAAGAUUACUUAAAUUGUAAGAAUGAGAAUGUGAGUAAACGCUCUCUCUCUCUUUCUCUUAACAUCUCUUGAUACCAUCUACAAUUCAUGUCAAAAUUCAAGACAGAAUUCUAUUUGUAUAAUUCUGUUUAUAAUUCUAUUUUUGUCAUGUAAUAUAGAAAACUAUUGCACACGUAAAAUACACCAAUCAAAAUAUAUAUCAAAAUACAUAUAUGUUUAUAUUAAAACAUGUGAAUUAAAUUUUAAAUACAACUCCGUCUUCAAUUUUGUCAUGAAUUAUAGAUUACCUAGAGAGGUCUUUAUUCCUCGCCUGAAUAAUAAAUAAUUAAAUUAUAUAUAUCAUUACUAUGUAUAUGUAUAUAUAUAUAUUUAAUUAUAAAUAA